Molecule: messenger RNA, 466 nt
Organism: Bombyx mandarina (wild silkworm)
Lineage: Eukaryota; Metazoa; Arthropoda; Insecta; Lepidoptera; Bombycidae
Gene: mRpS33
Product: mitochondrial ribosomal protein S33
Cellular component (GO): mitochondrion
Source: RefSeq, a predicted model, not a curated record
GGCCGUCUGUCAAUAAUGAAUGUCAAAUCAUAGAAAGAGUUGAAAGUAAACAAUGGCCACAAAUUAUACAAAAUAUGCUCAAUUAAUUAAUGCGUCGACAACGUACGCGCGACGAAUGAAGCGCCUGUCCAAUAGGAUCUUUGGCGAAGUUGCCCUACCCACCAACUCCAAGUCCAUGAAGGUUGUCAAAAUCUUCUCUGCUCGACCUCUGCACACAAAUGAGGAAAUUAUACACUAUUAUCCUAGACACAUGGAGACGCAUAAACUGAUGAUGAAUUUAAGAGAUUAUGGUCUAUUCCGUGAUGAGCAUCAAGACUUUAAGGAGGAGAUGAAGAGAUUGCGAGAACUCCGAGGUAAAGUCAAGGUUUGGAGGCGGUUGCUUGAUAAGAAGGCGGAAGAAAAAGAAUAAGUGGCGUAGUAUGUUUAGUAUAAUUAAUAUGUAAAAUAAAAAUCACUAUUUAGUAAC